UAGCAGAAUAGAUUCCGGUAUAACCGGUCCACUGAGUCGGUAUACGCGAUAUACUUAGCCUAGACUACAGCGGAGUAGUAUUACGGCUGGUGAGCUAUACAACAAUUGGCGACGAGGAUAUACUCGGAGAGUGGCGAAGAGUACGUAGCCAUAAGAAGAUCGGUACGACACUGAGGAGCACCGAUACAGUUGCGACAAGAGAUUGUCAUUGAACGAUAGGAGUUCGAACUAUCAGAGUAAACACACGACCGUAUGGCUGCUGCAAGUUAUCAUGGGCGUUUGGAGGAGUUCAGCCCAGGAAUUGACACCGUAGAAGACUAUAAAGAGAGGUUCUUCUUGUAUUGUACAGCUAACUCGAUCGAAGAUGGAGACAAACAGAAGCGGAAGUUCCUGUAAGAUACAAGGGACAGCAAGUAAAUGUAAAGUUUCAUGUGGUAAAAGUGAAGAACAAGCCCGCCAUCCUAGGAAGAGACUGGUUGAAAUAUUUUAAACUAGAUUGGAAUUCAAUCUUCACUGUACAGAAAUUUCAGACAAUAGACCCAGUGGAAACCUUUCCACAGUUGUCUGGCACUGGGGUAGGUACAUUGGUUGGAUAUCAGGCCAACAUCAUGUUGAAUACAGAUGCCAAACCAAAGUUUCAUCGACCCAGACCGAUUCCAUAUGCCUUGCAUAGUAAGGUCGAUGCUGAACUCGAACGGAUGCGGAAGGAAGGUAUUCUGAAACCAGUAGACAAGAGUGAAUGGGCAGCACCCAUCGUGGUAGUUCGAAAGGGGGAUGGAAAUGUUAGAAUAUGUGGCGACUACAAGGUCACCAUCAACCUCUAUAUUGAUUUGGAUCAAUAUCCGAUGCCGAAUCCAGAUGACUUGUUUUCGACCUUAGCAGGAGGGAAGAAAUUUUCUCGUUUGGAUCUCAAGCAAGCAUAUCAACAGAUGUUAGUAGACCCCAGAAGUCAGCAAUACCUAACCAUAAAUACACGCAAGGGCAUGUUUACGUACACAAGGAUGUCAUUUGGCAUAAGCUCAGCACCCAGUAUAUGGCAACGAGCUAUAGAUAACGUUCUAUCAGGACUGGACGGAGUCAUCUGCUACCUAGAUGAUAUUCUAAUAGUGGGCAACAGUGAUGAACAGCAUAACCAAAGGUUAUUCAAGGUCUUGGAAAGACUGAACCAAGCCGGAAUUAAGCUAAAUGGAAAAAUGUGAAUUUGGCAAGUCUAAGGUAGAAUAUUUGGGGCACGUGGUGAGUGCAGAAGGCAUAUCCCCAUCUCGGAGUAAGAUGGAAGCGAUUCAAAAUGCACCUGACCCUAGUAACGUGACUGAAUUGAAGGCUUUCUUGGGGCUUCUAAAUUAUUAUGGGAAGUUCUUACCUAAUUUGUCAUCGACAUUACAACCACUGUAUAUCUUAUUGAAGAAACAGCAACGUUGGAAGUGGUUGGAUCAACAGAGAAAGGCAUUCCGGCAGGCAAAACAAACGCUAGUGAAAUCGGACUUACUAGUACAUUAUGAUUUGGGUAAGCCCAUCAAGUUAAGUUGUGAUGCUUCACCAUAUGGAGUAGGAGAGUGUCUAAGUCAUGUCAUGGAAGAUGGCACUGAACGCCCAGUCGCAUUUGCAUCACGAACACUAGCACCCAGUCGGCGGUAUACUGUGAACUACCCUUGCCGGUGUUGCCAACAGGAGUUGAGACAAAUUCAUAGGGGUGGUAGCGUUGGCUUCUAUCCUGUCUACGGUUGGUGGAAGGAGCAGUCGGCAGCCGGUGUUAUGUAUAGUUUGUACUGCGAAGGCGGAAUACUACAUAUAUACCUACCAACUGGAUCUGUCAUAGCUUGAGAUUAUUGGAGCAACUUCACGAGAUGAGGAGUCAAGAUCGAAUCCAGAUGGAAAACGGCAAAGAUGGGCAUGCACAGGAAGUGCCACGACAGAGAACUGCAGAGGAUGCAGGGCUGCAAUUAAAAUUUUAAAUAUUUUUAAUUGUAAGUUCCUUAAGCACUAAACUCUAUUUCCAUUGCUGGUGACGCAUAACAGCAAUAGGUCACGUGACUGCCGCCACUGCAAGAUCUGGGUACACACUUAAAAUUAUUAUUGUUAUGUGACAGAGGCUAUUCUACAGAUAUGGCCUAGUGUUUGAACAGCUGUUGCAUAUACAAUGAGAUGGGCAUGGAGUGACAUAACUUUGUGUGGUAUGUUGAUGUUGCUGUUGUUUCUCAGGAUGCUACAUCAUUACAGC
Messenger RNA from Corticium candelabrum, 2221 nucleotides. RefSeq lists its product as uncharacterized. Bases 609 to 1199 code for a protein of 196 amino acids. The record is from RefSeq and is a predicted model, not a curated record. The transcript has a single exon. NCBI's taxonomy places the organism in Eukaryota, Metazoa, Porifera, Homoscleromorpha, Homosclerophorida, Plakinidae.